Messenger RNA from Panicum virgatum (switchgrass), 1334 nucleotides. Its product is annotated as ervatamin-B-like. Gene Ontology annotation, cellular component: lysosome. The transcript has 2 exons. Lineage: Eukaryota; Viridiplantae; Streptophyta; Magnoliopsida; Poales; Poaceae. Gene Ontology annotation, molecular function: cysteine-type endopeptidase activity. The record is from RefSeq and is a predicted model, not a curated record. The coding region runs from base 3 to 1043 and encodes 346 amino acids.
CCAUGGCUGCCGCGUCACGUUCUCCAGCCCUCGCCCUCCUGUGUUCCAGCCUCCUGAUGUUGGCCGGCGCCGCGGCGUCCGGCGACGUGCUGCCAACGAUGGACCGCUUCCACGCGUGGCGCGCCGCGCACAACCGGACCUACGCGACCGCCGAGGAGCGGCGCCACCGGUUCGAGGUGUACCGCCGGAACGUGGAGUACAUCGAGGCCACGAACCGGCGCGGGGAGCUCUCGUACGAGCUCGGCGAGAACCAGUUCACCGACCUAACGAGCGAGGAGUUCCUGGCCGCGCACUACACCAUGCCGCCGGGGCAGGUGCUCGCGGCCCGCGAGGCCGUGGCGCGGCUGCUCAUCAACUCCACACGCGCUGCCGGCGGCGGCGGCGGCAACGGCAGCUACUCCGGCGACGCCUUCGGCCAGGUCCCCUACAGCGUCGACUGGAGGACCAGUGGCGCCGUGACCCCCGUUAAGCACCAGAUGACUUGUGGCUCUUGCUGGGCGUUCGCGGUGGUGGCGUCGAUCGAGAACCUGUACAAGCUCCGGACGGGCCGGCUCGUCUCGCUGUCAGAGCAGGAGCUGGUGGACUGCGACCGCACCCCGCCCGACAGCGGCGGCUCCCCAGCGUCGGCCAUGUGGUGGGUCGCCCUCAACGGCGGCCUGGCCACCGCGUGGGAGUACCCCUACGAGAGCAGGCAGGGCCAGUGCAGGCGCGGCAGUAUCCGCGGCGCCGCCGCUGUCACGCCCAACAGCGAGGCCGCGCUGGAGCACGCUGUGGCGCGGCAGCCUGUCGUGGUGACCAUCAACGCCGACACCUUCCAGCACUACAUGGGCGGCGUGCUCUCGGGGCCCUGCGACGCCAGGACCAACCACGCCGUCACGGUGGUCGGGUACGGUGCCGACGCCGGCGGCCGCCGGUGCUGGAUCGUCAAGAACUCGUGGGGCGACGGGUGGGGCGAGGGUGGGUACGUGCGCAUGGAGAGGCGUGUCCAGGCCAGUGAAGGCUUGUGCGGCAUCGCCAGCAUGCCCUACUACCCGGUGAUGUGACCUCACGACAUCGCUAACCCAUGGAUGGAGUAUAUUACCAAUGCCAUGAAAUCUUAAGAAUGGUAAGUUCUAGUGGGUGUAAAUUAAUUACACCGUGUAAUCAAAACGAGAUUGUUGUACUAUCGGCAACCUCAUGAUCUGGUUUCAGAUUACUCCAAGGUUUGGAUAAUUUCAACAGCAGGUGGUCAUCAGAUUUUUAAGCCAAGUUGCUGUCAUAAAUGGAACCAUCUGGCAGAACAACACCACAUUUUACAAGCUCGAUGUCACCAACCCUUUGCCGUGAGAACCAAA